CAGAAUAUCUACACAAUCUCUUUUGACCAUUAGUUCUAGUGGCCCUCUGUCUGGGAGCGCCCACAGUGUGCCAGCACGACCACUGACCAUGGAGCCCUCCAACUACUCUACAGUGAUGCCCAACGCCACUGACCUGUUUAACAAAUUUGUCCACCUGGAUAGAGAACUGUCAGAUACAUUUUAUACUCUGUGGAUAGUAUUGGUGGUGGUCAACGCCAUCAUUUUCUUGGUGGGUGUGGUGUUGAACUCUUUGGCCCUCUACGUCUUCUGCUUCCGCACCAAGACAAAAACCACCUCGGUAAUCUACACUAUCAAUCUGAUCAUCACCGAUUUGCUAGUGGGCUUCUCCUUGCCUAUCCGGAUCAUCAUGCACUACAGUGCCAGGGACUGUAAGACCUGUGCCCUCAUCCACAUCUUCACCUACUUCGUCAACAUGUACUGCAGCAUCCUGUUCCUUACAUGUAUCUGCAUAGACCGCUACUUGGCUAUUGUCCAGGUGGAAGCCUCUCGGAAGUGGAGGAACCCCAACUACGCCAAGGGCAUCUGUGUUUUCAUCUGGGUCUUUGCCACGGUGGUCACCUUCUCCAUCCUCACCAUGGCCAUGAAGUUCUCCGACUGCUGCAUCGCCCAAAUCUUGCCCCUGAUGGUCUGCGAGUACGUCUUCCCCCUCAUCAUCAUCACGUUCUUCACCACCAGGAUCAUGUGCGCCCUCUCCAAGCCGACUCUCAUGCACCAGAGCCGCGAGAGGCGGAUGAGGGCCGUACAGCUCCUCAUCACCGUCCUCAUCAUCUUCAUGAUUUGCUUCACCCCGUUCCACGUGCGCCAGCUGGCCAUUUCCAUCAACCCCGGCAUGUCCAACAACAUCAGCUUGGUUGUUUACCAUGUGACUGUCACCUUAAGCAGCCUCAACAGUUGCAUGGACCCAAUCGUCUACUGCUUUGUGACCAACAACUUCCAGUCAACCAUGAAAAACAUAUUCAGGAAGUCUGAACCUGAGCAAACCAGCGGUGACAUCAUCAGUGUCAACAAGGGAUCUGGUUCAAAUGCAAUCAUAGCUUUUACCAAUGCUAUAGGUACUCCGUUGGGCCUGCCUUCACCUAACAGUACAGUGAGCUCCUAAAGGCAGUAAGACUCCCAACAGAAGUUGUUGUAAACGUUG
This is a messenger RNA of Elgaria multicarinata webbii, 1159 nucleotides long. RefSeq names its product G protein-coupled receptor 20 (gene GPR20). Gene Ontology annotation, biological process: positive regulation of Rho protein signal transduction; phospholipase C-activating G protein-coupled receptor signaling pathway. Gene Ontology annotation, cellular component: plasma membrane. The transcript has 2 exons. Gene Ontology annotation, molecular function: G protein-coupled receptor activity. NCBI's taxonomy places the organism in Eukaryota, Metazoa, Chordata, Lepidosauria, Squamata, Anguidae. Bases 89 to 1120 code for a protein of 343 amino acids. The record is from RefSeq and is a predicted model, not a curated record.